AUGGUUCGCGAAACAGAGUACUAUGAUCUUCUUGAGGUUCCCCCAACAGCGUCUGAGUCCGAGUUGAAGAAGGCCUAUCGCAAAAAGGCUCUCAGGCUGCACCCCGACAAGGGAGGAGAUCCCGAGUUGUUCAAAGAAGUGACACACGCCUAUGAAAUUCUCUCCGAUCCCGAUAAAAGGCAAAUUUAUGAUGCUAGAGGAAAAGCUGGUUUGUCAGAGCAAGGCGGAAUGGGAGGAAUGGAUCCUCAGGAUCUCUUCAGUCAACUGUUUGGUGGUGGCGGUGGCGGUUUCUUCGGGGGAGGAGGCGGAGGCAGAUCUCAAGGUCCUCGCAAGACAAAGGAUCUCGUCCAUCGCGUUAACGUCACUCUCGAAGAUCUGUACAAAGGAAAGACAACCAAACUCGCUUUGACAAGGAACGUGAUCUGCAGCAAAUGUAAAGGAAAGGGUGGCAAGGAAGGCGCUGUGCGGACCUGCCACACAUGUAGUGGACGUGGUAUCAAGGUCACUCUCCGGCAGAUGGGUCCCAUGAUUCAACAAAUCCAGUCACCUUGCGACGAAUGUUCGGGCACAGGAGAAAUUAUCAAUGCCAAAGAUCGGUGUACAAAUUGCAAAGGGAAGAAGGUUCUACCCGAAAAGAAGUUCCUUGAGGUUCACAUCGACAAGGGCAUGAAAGGAGGCCAGACUAUUCAAUUCCGUGGGGAAAGUGACCAGUCACCGAACGCAGAGCCAGGGGACGUUGUGAUUGUGAUAGAGGAGAAACCUCACGAGCGCUUCCGCCGUCAAGAAAAUGAUCUCGUUAUUGAAGUCGAGGUUGACCUUUUGACUGCCCUUGCAGGAGGACAAUUUGCCAUCAAGCAUCUUGAUGAUCGUGCUCUCCUCGUUAACAUCGAACCCGGAGAGGUGAUCAAGAAUGAUGAGCUCAAAGUCAUCCAUGGUCAAGGCAUGCCCUCCCAACGACACCACGAACCCGGCGACCUAUACGUCAAGCUAUCUGUCAAAUUCCCAGACUCCAUUGACCUUGCUGCCAUUCCCCUCCUUGAAAAAGCUCUUCCUCCCCGAAAGCCUGUGGAGAAGUUCGACAAAAACAUCCUCAUCGAAGAAGUUUCUUUGGACGAGACGGAUACGAAGGCGGCACGUGGUGCGAUGCACGACGAUGCGAUGGAUGAAGACCACGAGGAGCCCCGCGUACAAUGCGCUAACCAGUAG
Molecule: messenger RNA, 1206 nt
Organism: Psilocybe cubensis
Lineage: Eukaryota; Fungi; Basidiomycota; Agaricomycetes; Agaricales; Agrocybaceae
Product: DnaJ protein-like protein ANJ1
Exons: 6
Coding region: 1-1206 (401 amino acids)
Biological process (GO): protein refolding; response to heat
Cellular component (GO): nucleus; cytoplasm; cytosol
Molecular function (GO): Hsp70 protein binding; ATP binding
Source: RefSeq, a predicted model, not a curated record